Molecule: messenger RNA, 1486 nt
Organism: Neopsephotus bourkii (Bourke's parrot)
Lineage: Eukaryota; Metazoa; Chordata; Aves; Psittaciformes; Psittacidae
Gene: STYK1
Product: serine/threonine/tyrosine kinase 1
Exons: 9
Coding region: 39-1307 (422 amino acids)
Biological process (GO): multicellular organism development; positive regulation of kinase activity; protein phosphorylation
Cellular component (GO): signaling receptor complex
Molecular function (GO): ATP binding; transmembrane receptor protein tyrosine kinase activity
Source: RefSeq, a predicted model, not a curated record
AAGACAGAAGUUGGAGACCCACUCGCUCAUAGUUGAACAUGGCAGGGGAUGUAAAAAGAUUCACACGCAUGCUGCUGGAAUGCAACAGUAAUGACAAGCUGUGUGUUGUACGUGAAUAUCAGACUGAAGUGAUUGUUGUCCCAGUUCUCCUUGUGGGUGUUUUUGUCAUCAUGCUAACUGUGAUCCUUUGGCUCCACUGCCGAGGCUUGCGAGCCAAGCAGGAGCAAUCUGGACACCAAGUGAGUGACAAGAAUCAGCAGGAAUACAGCUCAACAGAGAGCCGCUAUAUCCAGCUGAGUGAGAUGUCUGUGGAAAGCCUGCUAAAUUCUGCGUCCUUGACUCUGAAAGAACUGGAGAUACCACGAGAGAAACUCUUACCAGGCACUUGGCUGCUGAUAAAACAUGGUCGCUAUGGGAGCAUCUACAGAGCACAGCUGGAAAUUGGGAACCCCGGGAAGACUAAGACAGUAGUACUAAAAGUCUUACAAGACCUGGGUAGUCCCCAGAAAGUAAAGGAUUUCCUGGGAAGGAUUAAAUUCCAUCAAAAUCUUGGCCAUCAUGAGAACCUGGUUGAAUUGGUUGGAUGCUGUGUAGCUCAGCUCCCACUUUAUAUGAUCAUGGAAGAUGUCUCUCUUGGUGACCUUUUGACAUUUUUAUGGACAUGUCGGAAGGAUGUGAUGACAAUGGAUGGUGUUCCCUAUGACUUCACUGAGAGACAAGUAUACGAAGUUGGACAGCAGGUUGCAGCAGCUCUGGCUUAUCUUGAACAGAAGAAAUUGUUCCAUGGUGACAUUGCUGCCAGGAAUGUCCUCCUUCAUUGCAACUUCACUGCUAAGCUCUGUGGUUUUGGUCUGGCCUAUGAAACUCACACAUAUGGUGUCAACUCAGUCACAAAGAUUGUGCCAGUCAAGUGGCAGGCACCAGAGCGGCUCCUGAAGAAACCCCCCAGCAUCAAGGCAGACAUAUGGUCUUUUGGAAUUCUACUGUAUGAAAUGAUUACGUUAGGUGCUCCACCAUAUCCUGAGGUGCCACCUUCUGACAUUUUACCAUACCUUCAGAGAGAGAACAUAAUGAAACAGCCCUCAAGCUGCCAGCAAGCCAUGUACAGCAUCAUGAAGUCCUGCUGGCAGUGGAAUGCAACUAACCGGCCUUCUCCAGCAGACCUGAUGUGGUCCCUACAAACAGCGAUGAAGAACAGCAACAAUCAUACAGUACUGCAGGUGCCUGAGCUGGUGGUGCCUGAACUCUAUGCUAAUAUUGCGGGUGUUGAUGUACUCAAUCUAGUGAGGGAAUACACUAUACUCUGAAGGAGCUUGAUACAUGUUGGUAUAAGAGAAUUCUUUGAGUCUGCCCUUUCUAGAUGCUUUGCAAGCUCAGGAUAAGGUGUGUAUGUUGGGAGGAAUCCCUUUGUUUUUCGAACAUGUUAUAUAUAUGCGAUCUCUCCUCCAUUCCAGAAACAACAAACUCUUUUCAUUAUUAUUAUGAA